This is a messenger RNA of Hemibagrus wyckioides, 2170 nucleotides long. RefSeq names its product pleckstrin 2 (gene plek2). The coding region runs from base 84 to 1163 and encodes 359 amino acids. The transcript is spliced from 9 exons. Gene Ontology annotation, biological process: actin cytoskeleton organization; intracellular signal transduction. Lineage: Eukaryota; Metazoa; Chordata; Actinopteri; Siluriformes; Bagridae. Gene Ontology annotation, cellular component: plasma membrane. The record is from RefSeq and is a predicted model, not a curated record.
UGUGGUGGAGCGAUGACGCAGUUCUCUCUUCUGCUUAUAAAGAGAGACUCAGCAGUUUGUCAGGACAGAAGAAAUCAGCAGCCAUGGACAUGCAGAACGCCUCUGUUCUUAAGGAAGGCUUUUUGGUUAAGAGGGGUCACGUGGUUCACAACUGGAAGGUCCGGUGGUUCGUCCUGAAAGCUGAGCAGCUGCUUUACUACAGGUAUGAAGGGGGAAAGCGGGACUCGUGCCACCGAGGAAGCAUCCCGUUACGAGGCUGUGAGAUCACCUGUCCUUACCUGGAAUAUGAAAACAGACCGCUGGUCCUGAGACUGAAGACCAACACUUCAGAGGAGUUCUUCCUGGAGGCGUGUUCUCGGGAGGAGAGAGACGAGUGGGCAGUGGAGAUCGGCUCGGCUGUCAGGAGACUCGGACCCGGAGACGCUCAAACUCCUCCUCCGGCCGUGAGAAAAUCUUCACAAUCACUGCAGCUCCACAACGUCAACCUCAGUCAGGUGGUGGACUCCAUGUAUGACAUCCACAGUGGCAUUAAGCUGAGCAGCCAUGUGGAGCAGGGGAGUACCUACAUCAACUGCUUCUCAGGCUCUGCUGUAGUGGACUGGUUGGUGUUCACUCAGCUGGCUCUGACUCGGGUUGAGGCAGUGACUCUGGCGUCAGCUCUGCUAGAUGAAGGCGGCGUGAGAGCUGUGGGAGUGAAAAGCGUAGCUGCCGUGAGGAACGCUGCUCUGGGAGAACAGUUCCUCGACGACUCCACGGCUCUCUACAGCUUUGCUGACAGCUUUAAGAAGAGAGGGAGUGUGAAGUCAGAGAAGUCCAUGUCUGCGGUGGAGCUGAGUGGAAGAGUGCAGAAGAGAGGAUACCUGGUCAAACAGGGCCACAAUGUUAAGAACUGGAAGGUGCGACUCUUUGUGCUGAGGUCAGAUCCUGGUUUCUUGCACUACUACGACCCAAGCAAGGAUGACAUCACUCCAGCCGGCGGGUUUUCCUUACGAGGCUGUCUGGUUUCUUCUCUGGACGACAAUGGCAUACCCUCAGGAGUGAAAGGUAAAGUCCAGGGCAACCUCUUUAAGAUCAUCACUCAGACGGACAGACAUUACUUCAUCCAGGCUCCCACACACCAGGAGAAGAUGGAGUGGAUCAACGCUAUCAAGCAGCAAACAUGAAGACCUGCUUCAGCUCAGAAACUGCUGGGAAGCUUUGCACACCGAUGAUGAUGAUGAUGAUGAUGAUGGAGAUGGUGUCCUGCAGGUUCAGGAUAAUUUUCCUGGUGGUUUUUGGAGCACUGAGUAUUACAGAGUAUAACAAACCAGAAACUUCCAGAAGUUAAAAAAAUAUCAGCUUUUGGUUGCAGUGAAUAAAAAUGCAAAACCUUAAUAUGAUGAUGAAAAAAAUCUAAGAGAUAAGUGUUUAUGCUCAAGGUUUGAAAUGAUGAGGUGAUUAAUAUACACAAGAAAGAGAGCAAAAGAGAAAGAAACAAAUCGAAUAAACACAACAUUAUUCAGUGCUCAGGAAAGAAAAAAAGAAAGAAUGAAAUAAAGAAACCAGAAAACCACGCUGAGGUUCAUCCUGCUGGCAGAACAUCAACUUCACAACCUUCAUGUCCCUUUUAUCCUCUCUGAAGGUUUCAGUGACUUCCUCUAACUUAUUCUCACUCUAAUCUGCAGAACUCUGUGAAUGUUUGCUGUACAGAGAGACUGGUUUAGACCAAACAACGCUUUAGAGAGUUUAUUAGAGAUAUUUUCUUCAGCUUUUAUACAGAACAUUUAUAACCAGGAAACUGCUGAUGAUAUUGUGAUAUUAUUAAUGUUAUUUGUUUUAUAUCAUAGUGAACUGUGUAAAAUAAAGUGUAUUUAUUGUGUAAUAGAGAUACAGAGAGAGUCGCCUCAUCCUUUUCCACAGACUCUGGGUUUCCUGAAGAUUAGGGAAUCAGGGGGAAACGAGAAGAAAGGAAGAAAUCCAAAAUCCAUUUUCUGGUUAAAGAAACUCUUCAGAUUGAUCAGUGACGGAGGAGUGAGGGGAAAAAUUACAAAUGAUGGAAAAAUCUAAGAGAUAAGUGAUUAUGAUCAAGGUCUGAAAUGAUGAGGUGAUUAAUGUACACAAGAAAGAGGGCAAAGGAGAAACUAAUCAAACAUACACAACAUUAUUCAGUGCUCAGGAAAGGAAGGAAGGA